Trichomycterus rosablanca is the source of this 1166-nucleotide messenger RNA. It is a transcript of the gene fbxo36b, whose product is annotated as F-box protein 36b. The transcript has 4 exons. Bases 16 to 609 code for a protein of 197 amino acids. Gene Ontology annotation, molecular function: protein binding. NCBI's taxonomy places the organism in Eukaryota, Metazoa, Chordata, Actinopteri, Siluriformes, Trichomycteridae. The record is from RefSeq and is a predicted model, not a curated record.
UAGUAGCGUAUUAGCAUGGCUGAGCUGCUGGGUGAGGUGCUGUAUGAGACCAGUGCUCAGGGUCCUCCGCCUUUAAAAGAUUAUUUCUCCUUUAAAGUCACAAAAACUCAGGUGAUUUGGCAAUGGUGGAAGAUUUCGCUGCGGCUCGACUCUCGACACGCUAAACCAGGAGAAGUGAGAGAGUCACACAGCGAGUAUCUAGAAGACAGACGACUGCAGAGUCAGGUGGCGUUGGUGUUCGGCGAUGGUGUCCUGCAGUACUCGAGGAACCUGUGCCAGGGUCGGUACGACUACCUCCCCCGUCUCUCCGACCCCCUCCUGCUCAGGAUCGCCGCUCAUUUAGAGCUGGAGGACGUCGCUCGCUUCGCUCUCACCUGUCGCAGGUUCAACCAGCUGUGCAGCUCUGAGGACUUUUGGGAGCAGACGGUCCGGCUGCACUGCGACACCGUGACCGCCGGGAUGGAGGACCUGGCCCGAGAGGUGGGGUGGAGGAGCGUGUUCUUCACCGAUAAACUCCAGCUACAGAAACAGAUCAGCCGCCGCAGAGUGAAGAACCACACGGCGUCACAGAGGGAGGAUUCAUCAAGUACCGGAGCGACACGACCAUAAGAACCAGAACCAGAACCUCCUGCCUGAUCAUCACACUCACACACUGCCAAACAUCUACAGAGACUCUCUUUAAGUGCCAUCUCUCAGUAUAUAACACUCCUUUCAUUUAAUCAAAUACACUAUAUGUACAAAAGUACGUGGACGCCCCUUUUUUACUGAAUGUAUGUGUUUCAGACACAACAGUUACUAACAGGUGUAAUAAAUCAAUCAUAUAUUGAAGCAAAUGAUUGACAUCUCAGCCCCACUCAACAGCUCUGGGAUGAACCGGAACAUCAACUGAUCAAUCAGCGCCCAGCCGUUCUUUUGACCACAUGGGCACAAAUUCCCACAGACACACUACAAGUCUUGUAAGAAGCUUCUCAGAAAAUAAAAGAAGAGCGGCUGUUCUAGCUGAAAAGCUCACACAGAGGGGUCAGUCUGUUUUAACACAAGCUCACGGUCAGGCGUCCAAAUACUUUUGGCCCUAUAGUGUAUUUAUAUUCUUAAUAUUUUCUUCUUUCUUAUUUACUCUUGUAGAACCAGACUGCAUUAAAGUGCCAGAACGUGACUAAAACAUU